This is a messenger RNA of Oryzias latipes (Japanese medaka), 2636 nucleotides long. The record is from RefSeq and is a predicted model, not a curated record. Lineage: Eukaryota; Metazoa; Chordata; Actinopteri; Beloniformes; Adrianichthyidae.
CCUCUGGACGCGCCUGCGUGUUGAUGACGCGAACCUAAAUUGAACCCGGCGGAUUCUAUGGAUCCUCAGGCGUGACCAUAAAUGCCGGUUCUGCAGGUCUGCCGGAACCUUGCUAUACUUUUCUUGUUUCGUCCCAAACCUGCUUGGGGUUCCACUUCUGGUCACUGUAGGUCCGCCUCCGCGGAGGUGGACGUCGCUGCGUGCCGGAUAACUGCCAAACAGCUGCUAAUAAGCAGCGGAGCCUCCGUGUGAGCUGUUUCGUCGGGGUACCGGUCCGGAUCGAACCGGACGAUGGAAUUUCCCUUUGAUAUCAACCAGAUAUUCACUGAACGGAUCUCCUUCCUUGACCAGAAUCUCGUAGCGGACCGUUGGACGGCUAGGAGACCUGAUCUCCAGGCGAACCUUGCUACGGUCAUCGAUGAGUUGGGGAGAGCCUCGGCAAAGGCGCAGCAGCUGACCGCGGCGGUGACCAGCGCCUCCAAGCUGCAGUCUCAGCGGCACCAGCUGUACCUCCUGAAGGACGGAGAAUGCAGCGGCGGGCGAGGCGCCGUUGUGGGCUUCCUGAAGGUCGGGCAUAAGAAGCUAUUCCUGCUGGACCGGCAUGGUGUGCACGUGGAGGCGGAGCCCCUGUGUGUCCUGGACUUCUAUAUUGCAGAGAACCUGCAGAGACACGGCUAUGGGCUGGAGCUUUUUGACUUCAUGCUGCAGACUUUUCCUCAUAUAACUUCCUGUGAAUCUAAAGUCCUCUGGAGAGACAUGAGAGGAGGAAAACCAUCAGAUCAUCACCGUCAUAUCUCUGUGUCACAGCAUAAGAACGUGGAGCCGGGGCGGAUGGCGUACGACAGGCCCUCGCCCAAGCUGCUGUCCUUUCUAGAGAAGCAUUACUCCCUGACGCAGAACGUUCCUCAGGUCAACAACUUUGUGGUAUUUGAGGACUUCUUCUUCAACAGAGCAGGCUCCGCCCACUGUCCUCUGACGGAUCAGAGGAUGCACGGCUUCUUCAGCAGUCCAGCUGAGGAAGACUCCCCCCAAAAAGCCAGAUGGAGAGAUCAAGCCUUACUCUUUAAUGGAGAGAGGAGCGGUACGUCAGGAGCAGAGGACUCCUCCGUGGCCGUUUGCUCCCCACCAGUCUCCUCAGCGGUCGGGAUCCUCCCAGUGCUCCCCACCCCUGAGUGUGGGUUUGUCCCCAACCAGGGCACCUCAUCGGGUCAGCGUGUCGUCUUCCCCUGGAGGAACCAGGAACCAGAGCCGUCAGUCAGCUCUCAUCGGGGGCGGCAGAGAAAGACGCAGCAGCCAGCCGAAUUUGGUUGCCCGCCACAGCCUGUACAGCCAGCACAUGGACAGCGGAGCUGCCGGACUGCUGGACAGACGCCUGCCAGGUUUAAGGCCCGUGCCAGGUCAGACUCGGGAGUACACAGACACACACAGCUCGGCCAGCAUUCACACACUCCAGAGCAGGUCUCCCAUCUCCUCAGUUUUCCCUCCCCUGCCGUCCAUGACAGACGCCCGAGCCGGCGGAUGGAGGCCUUCAGGUUCAACUGGGUCUGUCGUAGAGGACGGCCAGGUACCGCGCGGUCAGCGGAGCUCGGAGGCAAGCAACUGCAGAGCGCGGCUGGGAGAGGGCGGAGGGCAGAACCGAGGCCGGUGGGGGUCUGCAGGACAGGCCUUCUCCCCAGCCCAGAGGGUGAAGCACAUGCAGGAGUACAGGAGCACACGGCCCUGGUGAUCCAGAUCUGGGCUUUCAACCUGGACAGUCUGGUAGAGCGGUGGCAGGACUCUGACCUGCUGCUCCUUCCUAUGGGGGCUUUCACACGUGACAGGAAGAGUUAUGUCAGCUAUCGGAGCUCCGGAUCUGCUUUGUGCACGACCAACGAGCACACUCUCUAUUGGGUCAGAGACGUGAGGAUCUCUUCCUGUUUGUGUUUCGAGUUCACAGACUGAUGAAGUGAUUGGAUUCUCCAAGGAUGACUUCGUUUUUUUUAUGAAUCUUUCAAACAUAUUCCUAUGUUUGUCAGUGAUGAUUAAAAAAAUGUUGAUACAAAAUAUAAUUCAGUUUAGUCAAGCCCACAAACACAAAAAAACGAAAUGACAACAAACUGAAAAAAGAUCAGCUAUUUCAGAGGAUCUUCCGUGAAAAUAUUCAAUCUCAUCUUUCUUUCCACAUCGUCACAAACCGGAGCUGCUCCUAAACAAACAACAGGAUUCCUUCCUCAUGUUGAGAAUGUUUUCCAUUUUGCGUAUGUACAAGCAUUUGUUUACUGAUUUAUGCAGCUCCAGGUCUCUAAAACUGAAACUACAAACUAUAAAAACAAAGAAAAGUAUCUUUCUGCAGAGGAUGAUUGUCACAAGCAGGUCCUGCAGGUUUUGGAGAGUCCCAGAGUUACGGUUAGAUAAACCCUCACAAGUACAGUUAUAAGCAAAGUGAAGGAGGCCUGUGGAGAACUCAAUACUGAAGCCAUUCAGUUGAAGGCAGAAGCUUCUGGGUUCACUCAUCGUCUUGUAAUUGAUCACCUCCUGUUUGAGACAAAAUCUUUCGCUGGACACAAGAUCUUUACUUUUGGAUCAGAGUCUCCAGCUCUGUUUUUAGAAAAGUGCUAAAGAAGCAAGAAUUGCAGGUACACAUCCAAAAAAAAAAA